Messenger RNA from Fragaria vesca subsp. vesca, 2353 nucleotides. RefSeq lists its product as uncharacterized. The record is from RefSeq and is a predicted model, not a curated record. Lineage: Eukaryota; Viridiplantae; Streptophyta; Magnoliopsida; Rosales; Rosaceae. Gene Ontology annotation, molecular function: metal ion binding. The transcript is spliced from 3 exons. Bases 294 to 2114 code for a protein of 606 amino acids.
GAGAGCCGUGUAAAGCCAAACUCCCUCCAGCUGUUGUUUUGCCAUUUUUAUAUGCCUUGCUGCGAGAGUAACCGACUACACUCUUCCCCUCUCUGUCUCACUCCCUUUUAUCAAAAUAUAAAAACUUGAAAAAAGCUAGUGUUCCUAUCACAAACCCAACAGAGCAAGAAAGCUAAAGAUAAAUAUUAGUUUUAUAUGCUCCCCAACCGACUCUAGCUCUCUAUAUCUCCCCAGCUUCACUCUCUCAAAAACCAUUUGCCCAUUUCUGAAGGACUGAAAUCUCAUAAAGAAAAAUGAACAAGCAAGAGUUCAUGAAGAUUCAGAGCUGUGUGCUCAGAGUGAACAUUCACUGUGAGGGCUGUAAGCAGAAAGUUAAGAAAUUGGUGCAGAAAAUUGAAGGUGUGUAUACAACUAGUAUAGAUGCAGAGCAAGGCAAAGUGACUGUCACAGGGAACGUAGAUCCAGCCACCAUCAUCAAGAAGCUUGAAAAGAAUGGGAAACAUGCAGAGCUUUGGGGUGGAGGUGGAGGUGGAGGAGGACAGAAGGGUAAUUCUAACCAAGCUCAGCAGUUCAACCCCAACCAGUUCAAGAACAUGUCAAUGGGGAAUCAUGGAAAGGGUGGAAAAGACAAUGGUAACAGCAAAGCUCAGAAGGGUGGUGGUGGUGGUGGUGGGAAGGACCAACAGAAGGGUAUUAAUGUCCAGCAGCAAAUUCAGCAGCAACAAAUUCAGCAGCAACAGCAGAUGAUGAAGGGGGCUAAGGUGAUGAUGCCAAUGAAGGAGCAGAACAAGUCUGUGAAGUUUAAUCUGCCUGCUGAGGAGGAGUUUAGUGAUGGUGAGUUUGAUGAUGAGUUUGAUGAUGAAGAUUAUGAUGAUGAUGAGUUUGAUGAUGAAGAUUAUGAUGAUGAUGAGGAAGAGGAGGAGCUUAACCAUGGCCAUCAGGUACAUCCCAACAAGGUGAUGAUGAUGCCUGGUAUGGGUGCAAAUGGGCAACAAGGGCCUUAUGGUAAGAUGGUGAUGCCUGUGAUGGGUAAUAAUGGACAUGGGCCACAUGGGCCGGGUGGGAUGGUGAAUAUGAAUGCUAUGGGCGGCAAGAAGUUAGGUGGUGGGGGUGGCGGUGGUGGGGGAGGGUCUGCCAAGAAGGGUGAGGUUAUUGAUUUCCCUGUGCAAGGGAUGAAGGGUAUGGGUGGAAAUAAGGAGAAGGAGGGCAAAGAUGGGAAGGGAGGAAAAAAGAAAGGUAAAGGUGGAGGUGAUGAUGAAAAGAGCAAGAGUAAGAAAAAGAGCAAGGGUGGUAAAGAUGGUAAGGGAGGUAAAGAAGGUAAAGACAAAAGUGAGGGUAAAAAAGGUGGGUUGCUUGGGUGGCUUAGCAGGAGCACCAGUAAAAAAGAGAGUGAUGGAAACAGCAAGGGUGGGAAGGGAAGUAAGAAAGGAGGUGACAUGUUUGAUGAUUUUGAUGAAAUUGAAAUCAUGAAUUACAAGAAAGGAGGCAAAGGUGGCAAAGAAGGUAAAGAAAGCAAGGAAAGCAAAGAAGGCAAGGGAAGCAAGGGAGGCAAAGGUGGUGGUGGCAAUGGUGGAGAUGUGCAUCAAAUGGGUCAAAAGGGGCAUAUGGGCCAGGCGGGUCAGAUGGGGCAUAUGGGCCAAAUGGGUCAAAUGGGCAAUAUGGGCCAGAUGGGGCAGAUGAGGCCUAUGGGGCAAAUGGGGCAAAUGGGCCGCGGAGGUGAGAGUAUGGGUCAGAUGGGUAACUAUCCAAUGGGUAAUAUGGGUCAGAUGGGCAAUGUGCCUGCAGUACAAGGACUGCCUGCGCCGGGGAUGAUGAGCCGUGGUGGCGGUGGUGGUGGUGCGGGCUAUUACCAAGGAAUGGGGAAUGCAGGAAACCCAUAUACUCAACAACAACAGCAGCAGCUCCAGCAUCAGCAGUAUAUGGCAAUGAUGAUGAACCAGCAACAGCAGCCCCAAAUGGCUAGUGGGAAUGAUAUGUAUCAAUCCAUGUUGUAUGCGCGGCCACAGCCACAUAUGAACUACAUGCCUCAUCAGCCAAUGCCAUCGGCAGGGCCAACCGAGCCUUACACCAACUAUUUUAGCGAUGAAAAUGCCAAUAGUUGUACCAUCAUGUGAAACUAGUAGUAAUAGUAGUAAGUAGUAGAAUUCGGAUCAUGUGGUAUUAGUAGUAGUAGGGCAGUGCCAUGUGGUGGUAUGAUGUUAUGAUUUUUGUCUGAUAUUUGAUAGUAAAUGCAAUGUUUGGCAAGUGUCCCAUUGCUUAUGUUAGUAGGUAAUUCAUGGGUAAAUUUUGCCCGUUGUGGUACUAUUACUGAUGUACUAUUACUGAUGAUAAACUUCCUUCUUAAUUCUCAUCU